ACGUCCGCGUGUGUGUGUGUGUGUGUGUGUGUUUGCUUGCAGAGGGAGGGCAGCCGUGGCUCAAGGUGUCAGAAGGGAGGGUGGUUUAAAUUUAACCGCAACAGGGCUGAUAUCUGCAUGGCAGGUCGUGUCUCUCUCCCCCUCUGCUCUCUCUUUCUCACACAUACAGUCUGUCUUCAGCCACAGACAUCACCACCACCACCAUCAUCAUCAUCAUCAUCAUCAUCAUCACCACACUCACACACAGCAGCUCUCUCAGUCAGUCAGGACACGCUCCUCUUCCUCCUCUCCCCGUCGUCUCCCACCUAUCAGACCACCUGGAUUGUACGAGAGGCCAGCUGAGGACGCGACAGAGGAGAGAAAAGGGACGCAGCCGAGCAAAGCAAACAUUCACACUGAGGAUAACGCUUCGAUCUGAGCCGGCAGGCUGAAGGCACACAGCCAGUGGCACUGCAGAGGCACAACAGCACAGUCGACUAAAGCGUCGCCGCAAGAGGUUGAGGAACAUGCGAUCCCGCAGCAACAGUCUGGAGGACGUAACCAAGGUCAAGCAGGGGCAGCAGCAGCAGGCGGACGCACGCAAGCGAUCUGCAGAGCGAGAGGAGCCUUCGGGAAGGGCUGAGCGCCGCAGCCGACACCGGGAGCCGCCGGACGACACCGGCACCAUUCAGAGGAAUCACAACGUGGCCAGGAACAGCACCUGUGCUGGUGGGAGUGGGAACGGGAGUGGGAGCACCAGCACCAGCACCAGCACCAGCGGCGCUGCAAAGGCGGGUCGGAGGGAGAAAGGCAGGGACCUUUCCAGAGAUGACCUCGUCUUUCUGCUGAGCCUGCUCGAGGGAGAGCUGCAGGCCAGAGAUGAAGUGAUCACAGUGCUGAAGGCAGAAAAACUUGAUCUGGCCCUGCUGGAGGCCAAAUAUGGUUUCGUCACACCACAGAAAGUCCUGCAGGCUCUGCAGAGAGACGCCAUCCAGGGCAAGGCCGAGGUCUUACAGGAGGACAUCUACGAGAAGCCGAUGGAAGAGCUGGACAAGUUAGUGGAGAAGCAGAGGGAGACGCACCGGCGGAUGCUGGAGCAGCUGUUGAUGGUGGAGCAGUCGCACAAACAGGCCCUGUACAAGCUGGAGGACGAGAAGAGGAACCACGGCGAGUUCAUGAAGAAGAGCGACGAGUUCACCAACCUGCUGGAGCAGGACCGCGAGAGGUUGAAGUUGCUAAUUGAUCAAGAAAAGGCCUACCAGGAGAGAAAGGACGAAGAGAACAACAAAAAAGUCACAAGCCUGAAAGAGGAGCUGACGAAACUCAAGUCGUUUGCGUUGAUGGUCGUGGAUGAACAGCAGCGUCUCACCGAGCAGCUGAAACAACAAACAGCUAAGAUCCAAGAACUCAGUGCCAGCGCUUCACAAGCCCAGGAGGAGCUGAGCUCAGCUAAUGCCCGUCUGCAGGAAGAGGAGCAAAAGGUCUUUCGCUUGGAGGCUGAGCUGCGUGACCAAACCGGUCGAUACCAUCAGGAGCAAGACGCCAUGACUGCCAAACUGACCAGCGAGGAUGCCCAAAACAGGCAGCUGCGCCAGAAGCUGUCAGCCCUCAGCAGACAGCUCGAUGAGCUGGAGGAGACCAACAAGACCCUGCGGAGAGCCGAGGAGGAGCUGCAGGAGCUGAGAGACAAAAUUAGCCGCGGUGAGUGUGGAAACUCUAGCCUCAUGUCUGAGCUUGAAGAGUUACGGAAAAGGGUACUUGAAAUGGAGGGAAAGGACGAAGAGUUGAUCAGGAUGGAGGACCACUGCAGGGACCUCAAUAAGAAACUGGAGAAAGAGGCCAAUCAGAGCCGGAGCCUGAAGGCCGAAGUCGAUAAACUGAACCACAGGAUUAUGGAUUUGGAGAAAUUAGAGGAUGCGUUCAGCAAGAGCAAACAAGAAUGUGGCUCGCUCAAAAAUAACCUGGAGAAGGAGAGGACGGUGUCAAAGGUUCUGACCAGUGAGCUGGAGGUCUUGAAGGUCAGGGUCAAAGAACUGGAGGCUGCUGAGAGCCAACUGGGGAAGACAGAGUUGACACUGAAGGAAGAUCUAACCAAGCUAAAGACUCUGACAGUCAUGCUGGUGGAUGAGAGGAAAGCAAUGGCGGAGAAGCUAAAGCAAAUGGAGAACAAGGUCCAGAACAGCACUGGCAAGCUUCAGGCUGAGCAGGACAAAGUCACAUCAGUCACAGAGAAGCUAAUUGAGGAGAGCAAGAAAGCACUGAGGUCAAAGGCCGAGCUGGAGGAGAAAAUGUGCAAUGCUACGAAGGAAAGGGAUGACCUGAAGGCCAAGCUGAGGGACGAGGAGGAACGGAGCAACGAUUUGGAGUCUAAGAUCAACAUGAUGAAGAAAAGGUUGCAAUCUCUAGAGACCAUAGAAAGAGAACACCUGAGGAGCAAGGCCAAAGAGGAGCACAUUACAGCACCCAUCGCUAACCGCUUCCAACAAGAGGACAACAAAGUCAAGGAUCUGACGCAGGAGGUGGAGCGCCUCAGACGCAAAUUAAAGGACAUGAAGGUGGUGGAAGGUGAGCCCCUGAAAACAGAGGAGUUUGAAUCACUGGAGAAAAGAUUCAACAAUGAACAAGAGAAAGCUAAAGCCUUGAUGGAGGAGCUGGAAAUAUCCAGAAAGGAACUUUCCAAGUACCAGCUGGCUGAAAAGAAAGAGUGCAACCAGGAGCAUGUUCUUUAUAAACGCCUGAAGGAGGAGGAGGCAAAGUCUAGUCAUCUGACCAGAGAGGUGGCAGCUCUGAAAGAAAAGAUCCAUGAAUACAUGGGAACAGAGGAGUCCAUCUGCCGUGUGAAAACUGACCACUCUACACUGCAAAGAAAGCUGACCCAGCAGGAGGUCAGAAACAAAGAGCUGGCCCGAGAAAUGGAGACACUCACCAGAGAGCUUGAGAGAUACAGACGCUUUAGCAAAAGUCUUCGCCCUGGCAUGAACGGACGGCGCUUUUCAGACCUUCAUGUUUCCACCAAGGAGGUUCAGACAGAGCCGCUUGACCUCAUGUCUCCAAACUGUAAGACGAUGGCGCCGCUGGAACGCGCCGUGGUGAACGGGAAGCUGUACGACGAGAGCGAGCCUGAAGAUAACGCAAAUUACAGCAACGAGCUUCAGCUCACCAAAUGCAGCCCCUCGCUCAUCAAUAACGUGAACAAUCUGAACAACAUGAGGAGAGCGCGAGUGCCGUUCCUUAAAAACAAAGACACCCCUCAUCAGGUGAACGGUAAAGUGCAAGCACGGCAGAACGGCAACCACGUUCAGCCCGGAGAUGUUGUGUUGACCCACAGUCCAGGGCAGCCUCUGCAUAUUAAAGUGACUCCUGACCACGGACAUAACACAGCAACGCUAGAGAUCACCAGCCCGACCACAGAAAACACCCAGUCAUUCACAAGCACUGCCGUCAUACCCACAAGCGGGGGUCCACCCAAACAGAGAAUUACCAUCAUCCAGAACGCUUCAAUAUCCCCGACUGCAAAAUCCAUUUCCCCAACGACAAAAUCCAAAGGUUCCCCGAUAUCUGAUGAGCCGUGUUCACCGGACAGAGCCCUGUCACCUUUCACUAUGGCCACAUACUCGAGAGCAAUGACUCCUGACUCUUGUGGCUCUGUAACACCAGACAGAGCCAUGUCCCCUAUACAAAUUGUGUCCGUCACGACAGGGACCCCUGACCGCUCCCUCUCCACGGAGCCGGUGGAGAUCGUCGGAGGGCACGCCGUCUUCCGCGUGACCCCGGAAAGGCAAACCAACUGGCAGGUCCAGAGGUCUAACAGCUCUGGGCCCAACGUCAUCACCACAGAGGACAACAAAAUCCACAUUCACUUAGGGAGCCCCUUCAUUCAGAGCAUCAGCACUCCGACGCAAACGCUGAGUCCGUGCCACACGCCUGGACUCCAGGAGCAAAGGACGCAGGUGCUUGCAAACUGCAGCACUCCCACUGCCAAAGGCAACAGCAAAAUCACAAGUAGCAUCAUGAUUAAGCCCACCUCCACCCCAAUCCAAAGGCCAUCACAGAUUACAAUACCUCUAGAAGCAUUCCGGCGACCAGGACCGACGAGGAUCCCCAAACCGAAAGGCUACAGCUCCCAGAAGGGGACGGCGGUGGCGGCGUCCACCGUGGGACUGCAGAACAAGUCGAGCCAUCAGGCCACGGGGAAAGAUCAGCAGCCCAACAACAACAACAACCCACAUCUAGUGAACCGCAGACUGUGACGGCUCGUCUCUUUCAACCUUUUGCUCAGAAGGUUUUAUUUGUCUUCUAUCAGCUCGUCGUACAUCCUCACGGUUACUUCAGAUAUUAGAUGUAAUAUAAGUAAAGCUCAGUCUCGUACUUCACACACACUGUAUGACGUGUAAAUAAAGAAAAACACAUUUCAUGUGAUCAUCCUAACACUAGAAUAUUAAACAUGAAAGAAAGUGAAUGUUUUGGAUAUUUUUUAAAAACAAAGUGGCAAUAAUGUACAUAAGUGUAAAAGUGACGUGUUGUAACGAAGCUCCUUGAUAGUGAUGAUCUUUAAAAUGUGACGUGUUAUUUUUGGUUAUCAAUAAAGACUUUUUAUACCUGGAACAACA
Larimichthys crocea (large yellow croaker) is the source of this 4589-nucleotide messenger RNA. It is a transcript of the gene filip1l, whose product is annotated as filamin A interacting protein 1-like. The transcript has 6 exons. Bases 507 to 4229 code for a protein of 1240 amino acids. Lineage: Eukaryota; Metazoa; Chordata; Actinopteri; Sciaenidae. The record is from RefSeq and is a predicted model, not a curated record.